This is a messenger RNA of Necator americanus (New World hookworm), 429 nucleotides long. RefSeq lists its product as uncharacterized. The record is from RefSeq and is a predicted model, not a curated record. Bases 1 to 429 code for a protein of 142 amino acids. The transcript has a single exon. NCBI's taxonomy places the organism in Eukaryota, Metazoa, Nematoda, Chromadorea, Rhabditida, Ancylostomatidae.
AUGAAGAACGUCUACUGCGAGGACGGAGGAGUACAAUUUGAAGGCUCCCAAAUCGUGGAAACUUCGUCAUACGUAUACUUCGGGCAUUCUAUGAAGAUGGAAAACGACUUGAACGAAGAACUGAAUAGAAGAAUGAGAGCAGCAUGGGCAGCAUUCACAGCCGUCAGGAAAGCUACGGACCAACUGACGGACCAAGAUCUUCGUGUCCAUCUGUUCGACUCGACAGUUCUUCCAGCGUUCUGUUACGCAGCGGAGACGUGGGCAGGCACCGCUGCCACGUCUAGGAAGCUACUUACUACCCACAGAGCCCUUGAGAGAUGUCUUCCGAAGUUUAACCGGCGCACACAACACCUAGCCAGUUUUCGCAGCUCCGACUUAAGAGGAAUGUCCCGUCUUCCGGACCCAGCGAUGGAUCCCAAGAGAUGCUAA